Messenger RNA from Mauremys reevesii (Reeves's turtle), 584 nucleotides. Its product is annotated as serine protease inhibitor Kazal-type 6-like. The coding region runs from base 57 to 317 and encodes 86 amino acids. Gene Ontology annotation, molecular function: protein binding. Lineage: Eukaryota; Metazoa; Chordata; Testudines; Geoemydidae. The transcript is spliced from 4 exons. The record is from RefSeq and is a predicted model, not a curated record.
UUAAGAGAAAUCCACUAAGCAGAGACUCAACCAGAGAGACAGCAACUGUCUCCACCAUGAAGAUAGCUGGUGUCAUUGUGCUUCUUAUUCUGGCAGUUUUCUGCUGCUCUGAUGUUGCCAGUCACUAUGGCAAGACAAAAUGUGAUUAUGACCCAAAGAAUGAUCCUAUCCCGUGCCCCACAGUCCGGGAACGUGUCUGUGCCACUGAUGGCAGAACUUAUAGAAACUACUGUUACUUUGGCAGAGCCAUGAGGGCAGCAUGUGGAAAACUUGGCUUAAAACACCCUGGACCAUGCCAUGAGAAAAAGAAGGCAUAAAAGUGGAUUUCUUGUUUUGAGUUUCCACAAGAAAGUCCCUAUGUAGAAACACAUUCUCUAUUUGUUCUUCUAUAUAGCGGUUGCAGUUUGCAUCACUAUCUCUGUUUCUUUGUUCGGUAAAGUAAAUUCUGUAAAGUUCUUUAUUUUUCUUUUUUCUUUAAAGGGGGAUUUGUGGCCUCUCAUGACACCCUUCCUGUUUGCUUCGAAGCAGCAUUAGGUUGAGGCUAGAUUCCCACUAUAAGCUUGAUUUUUAUUGUCCCUUCUCAA